Molecule: messenger RNA, 786 nt
Organism: Macadamia integrifolia
Lineage: Eukaryota; Viridiplantae; Streptophyta; Magnoliopsida; Proteales; Proteaceae
Exons: 1
Coding region: 1-786 (261 amino acids)
Source: RefSeq, a predicted model, not a curated record
AUGCAUCUAAGCCAUGGUAGAGGCGGUGGCCGAGGCCAAAGCCCUCGACAUCCAGAACCCUCGGACCCGUUUGUGGAUGAAGUUCUCGAAGUAGAUGACACAGUGGAAGAUACGGCAACCCUUAUUUGGUCUAAUACCCUUGUUGGUUACAUACUUCCAGGGAAACCUUUUCGCAAGCAGGCAGUAAUGGAAGCGCUACCAACAGCAUGGAACACAUUAGCACCUAUCGAGAUAUCCCCUAUAGACCUGAAUCGGUAUCUCUUUCAUUUCCAACACCCUACUGAUUUAGAUAACGUCCUCGAGGAAGGACCAUGGGCAGUAAAUGGUAAUCUUCUGAUGCUAGAACGAUGGAAGGACAAUGGUGGAUGGCUAUUCCAGUUCACGGAACUAUGGGUGCAAUUUCAUGAUGUUCCGCUAGAUCUCUUCUCAUUGGAGUUUUCAUUUCAACUAGCAACCAUGAUUGGCACCCCUCGGAAGUCCAUGGCCAUUCAAGGUACUCAGUUUGGAGCUCGCGUUCAAUAUCUAAGGUGUCGGAUUCAAAUAGAUAUUCAUAAUCCUCUUCGGCAAAUUAUCUUGAGUAAAAGGAGAUCCGAUGCCAAGAUGGAGAUUAAAGUUAAGUAUGAGCGUUUACCCAUCUUUUGCUAUAGAUGUUGUCUAAUAGGCCAUAGGGACUCUCGCUGCCCUGAGAUUUUCACUAUGCAACGCAAUCAAUCUGGUGAACCUUCGUCAGCUAGAGCUGUUGAAAGACUUGGUCCCAACAUACGGGGCUCGGUACCGGAUAAAUGA